AUGUCCGAAUCCAAGCCUCCGGGAAUUGUUGCGUCCAAAGAUUUUGGUGAUUUCAAGAAGCAGAAGGAGACUAUUGUGGCACGAACUACUCAUGCUGGGCAAUCAAAACGGGCUCGUAUCAUCGAGCUCAUUGCUUCUACUGAGGAACAACUCCAAACUUCGAACUCUAUAAUCCAGAAUGCGGUAACAUUGGGAGAAUCCUUCAAAGUCACGAAGCAGAUCGUGAACACACUUUUGGCCCCUGCAAAAGAGCUUGCUGAUAUUUUGGGGUCACUAUCGGAGAUACAUCCCACUAUUGGGGUCGUGGCAACUGUGUUUAAGGCCGUAGUCAGGCUUGAGACAGACCGCCAGGAAAAUGAUAGACAAAUCGCUGUGUUAUAUGACUCUAUGGCACACAUGCUUAUUGUCCUCGUCUACAUGGAAGAUAUAUUUGAACGAAAGGAUGGUAUACAGCAUAUGCUCACGCAGAAGCUUGACGACAUCGCCAACCUGAUUAAGGAAUUUGGCAACUUUUGCGAUGUUUAUUAUAAAAGUCGUUCUAUUGUGCGUUUUCUCCGCUCUUCAAAGUUCAAAGAAAAGCUCUCCGAAUUCGCUCAACGUUUUGAAGGAACAAAAAAAGGUCUGCAGAACUUGGUUUCUCAUCGAACGGCCAAGCUAGUAGACAAAACCUCGGAGAAGAUUGACGAGAUUAACGCUAACGUAUCUCAGCUGAUCAAAUUUAUGGAGAUUCAGACGAGCCGAGAGCGCGAAGCUGCAGAGUUGAUAGCUACCAAGGGUGGCACCGAAGCUGUUUUGAAGGACGACAAACUUUUAGAUGAGGUUGCUCAGGCAAUGGGAGAUAAAAUCACUGCUUCAGUGCAAUUAAACCUUCGACAAGACUUGGCCCAACAGUUGGUGGACAAUCGUUUGUUCUUCGAUGUUAAAAUGGAAGGUGUGAAGGAGCAAAUAUCAGAGAAGAUAGAGCGCUCUACAAAUAGCAUACUGUUAAAAAUGGAGGAUGGACCACAUGAACUCGUGCAUGAUCCUGACAUCAAGAAAAUAUGGAAAGAUAUGCAAUGGCGUCACAGUGUCAAAAGCAGGCACUUUGUUUCAGCCGUGCAUCACCACUUUGAGCAAACAUUCAUUCGUUACCAUCGUGAGAACGGGACCUCGCACACAGAUCUUUGGACAUUAAACUAUCUUUCUCGAGUCAUUUUUUAUCCGGCAAUUGGAGACGCAAUUGACGAAGAUAAUUCGGGAUAUGUUUCACUUCAUGAAUUAAAUCAUUUCUUUAGUUCUAAACCUCACGGGUGGAGUGUUCCCCAGUGGCUCGCAUACUGGGCGGCUGGGUGGUACAAAGAUAAUCUGAGGUACCGCGAUAAGAUCAUGUCGAGAUUAAAGCUUUUAGAAGAUUCGUUGCAGUUUCUGCGUCCUGAGAACGAAGCCACUCUCAGGUCGCUAAUUGAUAAUAUCAAACCCCAGAUUCGACGUAUUGUACUAUCACUCUAUGAUGACGUUCUUGAUUAUUUCCAAGGCGAAAGUGAAGAAUCUACCGGACUAGACAAUCUGCGUAAUCAAUUUACUGCCAUUACUACCAAAGAGGUCGAAGAACAGCUAGCCAAAUCCAAGUUUGAGCUGGACGAUAAACGUACUUUGAAGCUGGUGCUGGGUAGAUCGCGGUUUGAAUCGCGACUCUUUUGUGUAAUGCAUCGACUCCUGAAGCGUCAUCACAAAUUAUUUGACCUCGCAAAGGAUAACGUGUUACAGGAGGGAGUUGCAAUCUCAAUGGCCAAUUCAUGGGAUGUCAUAUUUGAUGCUUUCGUGCAGCGAAUGCGCGAAUUGAGCGAGAGCUGGCGGCAGCAGCGCAUGGAUGUCGAACUCCAAGCUCAGUGGUAUUCGAACGGGUUAUUUGAGGACUGGUAUACACAUAACAAAGCCCUGCCAGAGGCUGAAGAUGAUUAUGGGGAUGCCUGGGCAGAAGAAGAUUACGAUGCUGGGACUGAAGUGGAUGAAAGUGAACUUGUGGAAUAUGCAACUCGGCCUUCCACAUCCACUGGUCAUUAUGACGACGUUCCCAGCAUACUUCAUUCACCAGACAUAGAAGCGAGCCCAAUAGGAGAUAUGGAUUUUCGAACCAUUAGCUCAUUUUCUGGUCAAAAUUUGCGGCCGGGAGAAGGCUAUCAUAAACGUAGUUCUAGUCGCGCAACAAACGAGAGCGACAGGACGAGUACCGCCGUCACUGAGCUUGAAGACCGGAUGAAGAAACUCGAAGGAAAGGUAGACAACUUGACUGACCUUAUGACGCAGAUCUUGCAACAGCUCAAGGGCAAAUGA
Messenger RNA from Rhizoctonia solani, 2313 nucleotides. Its product is annotated as ATP-dependent RNA helicase dbp9. Lineage: Eukaryota; Fungi; Basidiomycota; Agaricomycetes; Cantharellales; Ceratobasidiaceae. The record is from RefSeq and is a predicted model, not a curated record. The coding region runs from base 1 to 2313 and encodes 770 amino acids. The transcript is spliced from 19 exons.